This is a messenger RNA of Fusarium redolens, 2169 nucleotides long. RefSeq lists its product as uncharacterized. The transcript is spliced from 2 exons. NCBI's taxonomy places the organism in Eukaryota, Fungi, Ascomycota, Sordariomycetes, Hypocreales, Nectriaceae. The record is from RefSeq and is a predicted model, not a curated record. Bases 1 to 2169 code for a protein of 722 amino acids.
AUGAGUCAGGUUAAGAACCUCCGCGCCAUGUUCGAGAACAAGGGCGACACGAGCCCGCCCGACAGAGGCCGAUCAUCUGGCGCCUCUACUCCCGUCCAAGGCUCAGGCACAGGCAACAGCGGAACCGAAUCACCUGUCCGGCCAUUGUCAAAAGUCAGAACAAGCUUUGUUGCCAUUGAGAAAGACGGAAGGAUAGGUCUUAGGAGAGAUCCCAGCCACGAAUCCAGUGUGUCACGCCGUCGAUUAAGCAUGGACACCGACGCAGAAUCUGUUUCCACUAUCCCAGACAAGCCAUCCGCGUCUCUUGAAGAUGCGCCACGCGCAAGCAAGCCUUUCUUCCAAGAGGCAAUCCCGGAGUCGCCGCGUCACCCAAUUGAUCCCCCAAAGACACCCACAGAGCAAAUGGGAGCUGUCACCGAUGAGCCCAGUGUCAACCCCGACAAGAAGGAAGACGCGGAGGAACCAUCACCUUCAUUGCUACCAGCAGAGCCUGUCGCAGUAGAGCCUGCUGCAGCUUCGCCAAAGAAGGAAAACAAGCCUCCAGCAGCUCCUGCAGGUCUCAAUGGUCAAGCUAAGAUCGAGGAUACAAAAGAACCAAAAGAGCCAAAGCAGACAGCUCCCAUAGCAAUUGCAAAGGCUAGCGCUCCCAAGAAAACAACCACUACUCGACCCAGCACCAUCUCCAUCUCCACGAAAGCCCCGAACACCAAGCCUCCGGCAAAGUCCCCUUCCGCGACGCGGCCGACACCAAGCACCACACACAAGCAUGAGCCCAAACCAGCUCCUAAGGCUGCUUCAGCACCAAAGAAGGAGACAAAACCGGCACCAAGGACUACGCCCACAGCUACACGACCUUCAGCGGCUAGCGCAACCAAGAAGCCUCAACCAUUGAAGCCCACCCCUAGCGAUACUCCUUUUGUAAAACCAAAGCCCAAGUCUCCUACGAAGCCUGUGCACCUCCCUGCUUCUCUCAUGGCCCCAACUGCAUCCUCCGGUGCCAAGACAGGUCGUCAGGUUCAACCUUCGGCCAGCUCACAGAAUCUCAGCGUACCUGCUCGCCCAGCUAGCCGGGCGAGUGCGACAGGAGCUGGCGCUAGUACUGGCAAAACCGUCAAGCGUCAACCUUCGAAUGUCGGCCGCUCACGGCCAAGCCUUGGCCCUCCUCCCAAGAAGGCCUCCGAUCCCGCUCAUCCCAAGAAGGAAGCACCAGUCGAUGAGAGCUUUUUGGCCCGCAUGAUGCGGCCAACACAAGCUUCAGCUCAAAAGACUUCCGAGAAAGUGCCUACCACGCCGCCCAAGAAGACAGCCAAACGACCAACAUCUUCAGGAGCCGAUGCUACACGCCGCGAGAGUAGCAUGAAAACUCCGGGAAGUGCCAAGAAACCUGCCAGAAAGCCAGCUGGACCGAAGUCUGUAACCGGCUCAGUCGCCUCAGACGAGGCCUCCAAGGUUGAACCCGUGGUCGAAGAGAAGUCACAUGAGCCUGUCAAGUCAGAAAGUCCUGAGGUGCCCCAAAUUAAAACCGAGGUACCCCAGACCAACGAUGCUCCUCACGACUUGAAGAAGCCCGAACCAGAGCCCGUUGUGGAGAACGCUCCCAUUGAAGUUGAGGAGCCUAUUCAAGAGGAAACCCAGGCCCAGGAUGAUCCCAAGGAAUCGAGCAAGGAGGAGCAGGAGAAGAAGGAAGAGGUUCACCCUAUCACCCCCGAGACGCCUAAAGAGGAAGAACCUGUCGAUGUUCCCGAAACCACCGCUACUGAGGAGCUCAUCGCCUCUCCCAAGAAGACCCCUGCUGAUGAGAUCGAGGAGUCCAGGGAGCAGGAGCUCACGGCUGAAUCUCAGAAGCCAAUUGAGAACGACGUUAUCGUUCCUCUAGUAGAGGAGGGCUCUACUCAACCUCCUGUUGUUGUCGAGGAGACAAAGGAGGCAUCAACCACCGUUCCUGAGCCAGAGACCACGGACAAGGCGAUCCCCUUGUUGGAGAAGGAUGCCGAGUCCACCGAGACGGAGACUGCUGAGAAGAAGGACAAUGAGACUGACACUACAAACAAGAAUGAUACCAAGGAAGACGAGAAGACCGCUGAGGCUGUUGAAGAUAAGGAUACCACUGGAGAGAGGAUUGACAAAGAGCAGAAGGAAGACGAGGAACGCGUUACCAAGACGGAAUAA